Aspergillus ruber CBS 135680 is the source of this 903-nucleotide messenger RNA. RefSeq lists its product as uncharacterized. Lineage: Eukaryota; Fungi; Ascomycota; Eurotiomycetes; Eurotiales; Aspergillaceae. The record is from RefSeq and is a predicted model, not a curated record. The coding region runs from base 1 to 903 and encodes 300 amino acids. The transcript has 3 exons.
AUGGCUGAUUAUUUCGACGAAGACGAGCGUCGCAGAGCGGUCUACGGGACGCAAUUUGAAGAGAUCCUGUCCAGUGGUUUUGUGCCUGGAAGUACCGACGAGGAUCUUGAGGCUAGCGAGUUUUUCCAACGCUAUUUCUGGGAGUUUCCUGUUAUCGACGAGGAAAGCUAUUCACUGACUGGCUUGAACCGGACGAGGAAAGCUGCUGUUUGCAGUGUUGAAGAGCAACCUUUCCCUGUGGAAGACUCUUUUACCAAUCCGCUCGAGAACUCUGAAUUGUCUUUUGUCACUGAUCGUUCUUCUGAUUACCGCUCACCUACGUUGAUCCCUCACUCUUCUUUCUCGCGAAGGAGACUAGGCCAAGGACUCCGAUUCAACUCUAGCUUCGAAUAUAGAGCUUUCAUCUACGAAAUAACAGCUGCUGAUCCUUUCGCUGAGAGUUCUGUUGAGAGUUUGUCGGACCAAGGACUUGACAAUCACGGUCGAUUCUACAGUCGUUACCCUCCAGGUCCCUCUGAAGGCCUUUGUGUCUCUCGCGAUAGCUCUUCCGUUGACUACAGCCCGCAUACACUGCGUUUGGGCCCAGCUGGACCUUCUUUGUACUCUUUUGAACUGGAAUCCUCGUUUAACGACGCUACUGAGUAUAUCAGGCUACAAAACUUCUCCGCUCCCAAACGACGCCACCGUACUUUGUUUGCGGGCGCGAUCAGGAAACGCAGAACGACCAGCUCUGGCAUCGGAUCUGCUAUUAAGAACUUAUUUCGUAAAAGGAACACCCGUCGCGCACGUGAAACGAAUUCGUCCUCGGGCUUUUUGAAGAGGUGGAGGGAGCGUCGAUCUGAAACGGCCGUUCAACGCUGUCUUGAAGCUCAGAUACGUCGAAGAGGUUGGUCUCCUAUUUAG